Rana temporaria (common frog) is the source of this 1265-nucleotide messenger RNA. It is a transcript of the gene GGPS1, whose product is annotated as geranylgeranyl diphosphate synthase 1. Bases 236 to 1135 code for a protein of 299 amino acids. Lineage: Eukaryota; Metazoa; Chordata; Amphibia; Anura; Ranidae. Gene Ontology annotation, molecular function: prenyltransferase activity. Gene Ontology annotation, biological process: isoprenoid biosynthetic process. The transcript has 4 exons. The record is from RefSeq and is a predicted model, not a curated record.
ACGGGAAAUGUAGUUCGUAAUAAUCACAGAGUUACUGAGUAUCUGCUCUGCAGCCACUCAGCAAACUACAGGUUCCAGACAUAGUCAAACGCUGUGUUUUUUUUUUACAUGCGUCCCCCGCCUUACGGAUGUGAGAGUGAGAGGCUUGGGGAAGAAUUGGUGCUUUAGAGGAAUCGUAGUUUGAUACCCUGCGUGAGCACAUUUUUAAAUUGGCAGAAGAUUUCCAAAAUUGGAAAUGACCACCUCCACGGAGACAUCAGAGAGAAUAUUACUGGAACCGUAUAAGUAUUUACUUCAGCUUCCAGGUAAGCAAAUUAGAACAAAGUUGUCUCAAGCCUUUAACCAUUGGCUUAACGUGCCAGAAGAUAAAACACAGGUAAUAAUUGAAGUGACCGAAAUGCUUCACAAUGCCAGUCUACUUAUUGAUGACAUUGAAGACAACUCCAAACUUCGCAGAGGUUUUCCUGUUGCCCAUAGCAUUUAUGGGGUUCCAUCUGUUAUAAAUUCUGCAAAUUAUGUAUAUUUUUUAGGAUUGGAGAAAGUUUUAACACUUAAUCAUCCAGAUGCUGUCAAUGUUUUCACCCAGCAGUUACUUGAACUGCACCGUGGACAAGGAUUAGACAUAUACUGGAGAGAUACAUAUACUUGUCCUACUGAAACUGAAUAUAAGAGCAUGGUUUUGCAGAAAACUGGAGGUUUGUUUGGACUAGCUGUAGGCCUAAUGCAGCUGUUUUCAUAUUCUAAAAAAGAUCUGAAACCUCUGCUAAACACUCUUGGACUUUUCUUUCAAAUCAGAGAUGAUUAUGCCAAUUUAAAUUCUAAAGAGUAUAGUGAGAACAAAAGCUUCUGUGAAGACUUGACAGAAGGAAAGUUUUCAUUUCCAACAAUACAUGCAAUUUGGUCAAGGCCUGAAAGUACUCAGGUACAAAAUAUACUGCGGCAGAGGACAGAGAAUGUAGACAUCAAGAAAUACUGUGUGCAUUAUCUAGACAAGGUUGGCUCCUUUGAAUACACAAGACAAACUUUAAGAGAGUUAGAAAAGGAGGCAUACGGACAAAUUGAAUUACUAGGAGGAAAUCCUGAGUUGGUUUCAAUAAUUGAACAGCUGAGCCAAACGUACAAAAACCCAUCAUAGCCUUGCCAAUUGCUGAGUGUGACAAAAGUGUAUCUUAUUACAAAGAUUUGUUUAUCGUUCAAAUAUUAAAUCCAACAACAAAAAUAUGUGAAUGUUUUUUUUUCUAUAUUAAAAGUGGACUGUAAACUCA